AUGGGCUCACCGAUUCUCCCGAACGCGUCCAACUUCCUGGGAGUGGCAUUGGUAGUCAACCGGUCUCGGGACGGGCCCCGGUUCGUCUUCCACUAUCCGCCGCAGAUCUUGCCCUGCAACAAGAAUGCUUCUGCGAAUGGGCCGAGCGAUGGACUGGAAGACGAUGACGACGUGCUGCUCAACCAGACGGCCCGCGCGCCCUUCGAGGCAGCGAAUGAGUCCCUGCCGAACUCAGUCGACUUGCAGCGCUGGAAUCACGAUGACCAUCUCGAGACGGACAGUGGAUCCCAGAUAGUACCCUGGGAGCACGUGGCCGGCUAUCCCACGAAGGACCUCGAGAGCCUUCUCACGCCCGCACGGGCAUACCACAAGAAGCUCUUCCAGGUCUCUCUAGAUCAGCUCUGCUUUGUCUCGUAUCCCAUAUACGUACCGGAGAACGGCAUAUGGCGGAAGAAGCAACCCAAGUUCCAACCUCCCAAGUCGCCCGAGACUGGUGACUUGUCGACCAAGGACGGCCAGACGUACAUCUCUGCAAGCGAUGUGUCCCAGAUAGAAACGAGGGACAUGGCAGAUGAUGCGAUACCUGGUAACCCGGCGGAAGAGGCCGACGAGAAGAAGAGCGGGAUGACCAUGUUCAACCUCGUCUUCAUACUGAACCCCAAGAAGCACGAGGUGAAGGAACUGGCCGACACACUGUACUUCCACAUCAUCAAGAAGAUCAACAAGCCGUUCAGAUAUAGCCAGCAGAAAAGCGACUUUGUCUGGAAGGAAUCCAAGCGGAUCCUUACCUUGAAGGACAAGAACCGCGAGGCGAAAACCAAGAUGAGCACGCUAUGGAAAGAGAUCCUCGAGACCUCGUCGCUAGCAGCGUGCAUGCAAGAUGUCUACGAGGCCGUCUCGCACAACAAGAUCGCAGCUCUGCAGCUAGAAACACCCGAGGGAACCAUCACGCACUCGGUCCAGAUUCCCAUGCCCUUCUACCUCACAGACCUGCCGCCCGACGACGAGGCAGGCUCACGGGGCCUCUGGAUCACAACGGCGAACUACUUCGUCGACGAGGACAGCCUUCACGACCCAGCGUUCCUAGAUAAGAACUUUGCGCUGCUCCUGAUGAGCGACGAGAAGAAGAUCAUCGCAGAGCUCCAGGCGGACCCGGACGAGACGACAGCCGCUAUGGUCGAGUUUGUGCGGCUUUCCAAGCCGACCAUGUCGUUCCACCAAAUCGGCCAAGGCACCGCGCUCUCGCCAGCCCAGGUGCGCGAAUACGCACAACACUUCAUCUUCUGGCGGCGCGCCAUCGCCACGCCGCCCCUGCACGCGCGGGACGUGUACAUCCUGUCGCCGAACAGCGACUUCACGCUCCUGCCGCAGGCCAGCCGCGCAUGGUCGCGGGCCUUCCCCGUAGCGCCCGCGCUCCCGGACUUCCUGGCUGAGCUGUCGGUCGCGCCGCGGCCGUACAAGUGGUUCUGCCCGUCCAAGAACCACCGCCCGACAUACCUGCAGAUGCUGGCGUGGCUGAUGCGCGGCGGCUGGGUCACGCAGCUGUGCACCUUCGCCUACGUCGUCGUCUGGCCGGAAAUUCUGUACGAGGUCGAGUACAGCCUCGAGGCCGAGGAGCUGCGCGCGGCGGCGGCUGCAGCCGAUGCGCCGCGGAAUGGAAAUGGGGAGGGAUCUGAGGAUGAUGCUGCGGAUUCUGAUGAGUCACUCGAGGAACCUGUUUCUACCAUGGCAUCCCCUUCCCCUGGUGAAGGCACACAGCAAUUCGACCCCAUGACGUCCUCGAACCCAUCACUGGGAUCACCGUUUCCCGCCUUCGACCCAACAGCGGCACACUCCCCCCUAUCCGCAUCCGAACCUGCCAAAUCCCUCUCCCUAUCCCUAUCCCUCCCCUCUCCAGCUCAAGGCCCCAUCUCCCCCUCCUCUGCCUCCCCCUCCGCAUCAACACCAACGACCCGCACCCCACCAACAACCAACGAGCGCGUGGCUGAGAAAGCGCGCCUCGAGCGCAUCGCAGACAAGGAGUCCCGGCUAGCAGCCGAGCGCGCCGCCGCCUUCGCGCGCAAGCCCGUGCCCAGACAAACAGACCACCCGUCCCUCAACAGCGCCGCACACCUCGCGCACCUGUCGCCCUACGUCAUCGUCGACGCGCGCCGCGCCAGCGCCGCCGGCAAGGACUCCUUGUAUCUGUCGGCCAUCGGGCGGCGGCUUCGCGACCCGGCCGUCCGCGCCGCCUGGCCCGUGUUCUGGAAGCAUUUUAAUGGCCGCUCGGCCCUCGAGCGCGUCGCGCUGCUGCAGGAUGUUAAGCGCAAGGAGGCUUGGGCGCUGCUGGGCGGCAUGAGCGAGUUUCUGGUUUGUGUGAGGCAUUGGUGA
Anthostomella pinea is the source of this 2370-nucleotide messenger RNA. The record is from the annotation of a GenBank genome assembly. Lineage: Eukaryota; Fungi; Ascomycota; Sordariomycetes; Xylariales; Xylariaceae.